Molecule: messenger RNA, 1449 nt
Organism: Helianthus annuus (common sunflower)
Lineage: Eukaryota; Viridiplantae; Streptophyta; Magnoliopsida; Asterales; Asteraceae
Exons: 1
Coding region: 160-1326 (388 amino acids)
Biological process (GO): chloroplast organization; regulation of DNA-templated transcription
Cellular component (GO): chloroplast
Molecular function (GO): double-stranded DNA binding
Source: RefSeq, a predicted model, not a curated record
UAAAUUCACGAUUCAUACACACCAACUCAGGCCGUGGUUAGGGUUUGGUUAUCAUCCGUUCAUAUCUCAAUUCUCAUCGCCUGCUGCUGCUGCUGCUGUGUCAAAAUCAAUCAUAUGUCGUGGUAAUUUCACAUCUUCUUCAAUCUUAAUUUCUCUCCAAUGGUGUUAUUUAAUUUCAUUUACAGAAACAUUUCAACCCAUGCAAGAAAGCGUUGCUAUGGACUCUUAUCAUCAUCAUCAUCCCCAUUUUCAACAACAACAACUUCACAUUCUUCAAAUCCAAACACUUUCACCACCACAUACCUCAUUAACUCAUGUGGGGUUUCGCCAGAAUCUGCACUUUUAGCCUCCAAACGUCUAGAUUUAUCAAAAUCCCCCAAAACAGCAGACUCUGUUCUUACCCUUCUCAAGAACCAUGGUUUCACCAAAUCGCAAGUUUCUAAAGUGAUUCUGAGUUGCCCCAAGAUCUUAUUAUGUGAUCUUGAAAACACCCUUUUGCCCAAUUUCAAAAUCUUGAAUUCUUUAGGGUUUUCAAAUGCUGAACUUGUUACAAUUGUUACUAGUAGACCUAGAAGUAUUAUGCAAGGAAAGUUUCAUGAUACAGCCUUGCUUUCUGUUAGUUUUUUAAGAACUGUUUUAGGGUCAGAUGAUAAGGUUAUCAAUGCCAUUAAGCGGUUUCCGCAAGUGUUGACGUAUGAUUUACAGGUUUACGGUGCGGAGAAUAUACAGUUGUUGUUAGAAAUAGGGGUUCCCGAGUUGAGAAUAAAGUCUAUGUUGGCACAACAGCCCAGGACUUUUUUUACGUCGGCUGAUAGAUUUAAAACAGUUGUUGGAAAUGUGACGAAAAUGGGGAUUGACCCGUCAAAGGCGAGGUUUCUUUGGGCGAUACACGCGUUCAGGGCUAUGAGCAAAUCCACUUGGGAUAAAAAGGUUGAGCUUUAUAUGAAGUGGGGUUGGUCUAAAGAUGAGAUUUUGUUGGCGUUCGAGAGGAAUCCGGGGUGUAUGAUGGCUUCGAUGGAUAAAAUUACGCGAAUCUUGGAUUUUCUUGUGAAUACGAUGGGUUGGGAUAAAAGUUACAUCAUUCAAUCGCCGAUAAUCGUUUGUUAUAGCAUAGAGAAGAGGAUUAUUCCGAGGUGUUUGGUUUAUAAGUAUUUGGCGGAGAAAGGGUUGACCGGAGAUAUAGAGGAUUUUUGCUUUACUCAGAGUCAGUGGUUGACGUAUUCGGAAAAGUUAUUUCUCAAAUGGGUUGUAAAGAAGUAUGAAGCGGAAGCCCCUGAACUGUUGAAACUGUAUGAGAAGCAUAUGAAUGUGGCAAAUGGAUUGUAGUUUUGACUCUUGGUAUUAUAUUUCAGUUUUGGCACUUCUAAUUUUGAUCGAAACUCGCGAAAAGUUUGUGUAAUUCACUUUCUUAUUGUUUUUAUUGCACUGUAUGUCUUUCUUGUUCUGCAA